AUGUGCAAAUUAUUUUUCGUGCGAAAACACUCAGCUGUGGUUACUUUUCUUUGGAAAGGUAUUAGAUUUUGUGGUGCAUUAGAAUUUGCAUUACGCGGACAUGAUGAAACCCAAGAAUCCAAAAAUAAAAGAGUGUUCCGAGAAUUGAUAGAUUUUAGUUCUGAAUUAGAUGCAGAUUUAAAGAAACAUUUCCACAAAGCAACAGUAUUUAAAGGGACCUCUAAGACCAUACAAAACGAACUAUUGGACUGCAAGCUUGGCGUUUACCAUGAAGAAGUAGCUAAAGAAAUUAAAAAACGAAUUAUGUAG
Molecule: messenger RNA, 309 nt
Organism: Psylliodes chrysocephalus
Lineage: Eukaryota; Metazoa; Arthropoda; Insecta; Coleoptera; Chrysomelidae
Source: the annotation of a GenBank genome assembly